Molecule: messenger RNA, 1566 nt
Organism: Fusarium venenatum
Lineage: Eukaryota; Fungi; Ascomycota; Sordariomycetes; Hypocreales; Nectriaceae
Product: Peroxin-3
Biological process (GO): protein import into peroxisome membrane
Cellular component (GO): peroxisomal membrane
Molecular function (GO): protein-macromolecule adaptor activity
Source: RefSeq, a predicted model, not a curated record
AUGUUCACAUCCACUCGGCGCUGGUUGCGCAACAACCGGACACCCAUCGCUGUUGGUGUGGGCGUCAUCGGUGCUGGCUAUGUCGCGACUCAAUAUGUUAUCGGCAAGCUUAACGAUGCUCGCGAGCGCAUGAGCAGCGAUCGUAUCGCCAAGGAGAACUUGCGACGUCGCUUCGAACAGAACCAAGAGGAUUGUACAUUCACCGUUCUGGCUCUCCUGCCUUCCGCAACGACUGCCAUUAUCGAGGCCAUGAACACGGAACAGAUCACACUAGAGAUUCAGCAGAUGAAGGCCACCAAGGCCAUAAAGAAUGGCGGUAACGAAUCUGCCGCACCACCAAGCCUCGCCGACACAACAUUGACAGAGGAGGACGGGAAGAGCAUGGCAGGCCAGAGCGAGAGCGGUGUACACCCCAGUCAGAUCCCCACGUCCUCACCAUUCAAUGCUGGUGGUGAGGCGAAUAAGGAGGCUCCAAAACCACGCAAGACAAAACGACAACUAUGGGAUGACGUGACUAUUAGUGCCGUGACGCGAUCGUUCACUCUGAUAUAUACCCUUGCAUUGUUAACAAUGCUGACUCGAGUGCAACUCAACCUAUUGGGUCGACGAAGCUACUUAUCGAGCGUGGUGGCCCUUGCAACAGGUGGCCAGCACGGCACCAUUAGCCUUGAGAACAACGAUGACGACAACACAGAGCAGGCAUACGGCAGCGACUUUGAUAUAAACCGCAAAUACCUGACUUUCAGCUGGUGGCUGCUUAACAAGGGCUGGAAGGAUCUCAUGCACCGAGUCGAAAGUGCUGUGCGCACCGUCUUUGGCAGCCUUAGCCCAAGAGACCUCCUGAGCUUCGAGAGAUUCUCCGAGCUGACGAUGGAGGUUAGAAAGCUUGUUGAAGGCCCCACGAACGAGGAGCGCCAAAAGUCUGACUGGCUCAAAUUUCUGCUUCCGCCCAGAGAUAUGGAGGAUGAGGUGAUCAAAGAAUCGGGUAUACUUGAUGAAGCAGCUAACCACGACCCUGAACACUCACCAGCUGCGUCGCAGGCAAUCCUGAGACGUCUUCUUGACGAGACCGCGGAUCUCAUUGAAUCACCCAGCUUCAUACACGUUCUCACCCUGCUCCUCGACGCUGGCUUCUCAUAUCUGACGGACAAUAAGCUUGCUACUGCAGCAUUCGAGCUCCCGGCCUCUGAUGGAAUGGUAACCCCUGAGCUCAAGGAUCAGCAGCGCUCCAAGGUGAUUUUGCUGCCUAAGAUCAUGUCAGUGUUGACGCGACAAGCUCACGUCAUUGGUGACGGAAUGCCAAAUGAGUAUCUCCAAAAGAUGGAAACUGUCCGUGAUCUCGAGGCUUUUGCCGCUGUCGUGUAUUCAAGCAACUGGGAACAAGAGAUUCGCACAGGCGAUGAUCUCAUGGCCAGCGCCGUUGAUCUUGGUGCUCCGCAAAUCAGUGGAAAAACAACGCAACCACAAACUCAAAACCAGACACAGGGCGAAGCAAGCAUGGUUGUGGUCGAUUCGCAAGGGGGUUUCGAGAGCGCAUGGGGACGAGCAAUGGAUAACAACCCGUAA